This is a messenger RNA of Cryptotermes secundus, 3379 nucleotides long. It is a transcript of the gene p130CAS, whose product is annotated as breast cancer anti-estrogen resistance protein 1. Gene Ontology annotation, biological process: cell surface receptor protein tyrosine kinase signaling pathway; cell migration. Gene Ontology annotation, cellular component: plasma membrane; cytoplasm. Gene Ontology annotation, molecular function: protein binding. The record is from RefSeq and is a predicted model, not a curated record. The transcript has 6 exons. Lineage: Eukaryota; Metazoa; Arthropoda; Insecta; Blattodea; Kalotermitidae. The coding region runs from base 275 to 2317 and encodes 680 amino acids.
UGUGAGAAGGUUGGUUGAGGUGUUGGUGGUGUAGCUAUGUUUGACAUCAUUUAUUAUUCCGAUGGUCACAUUUUUCUCUAAAUCCAUCAACUGAAACACCAAUAUAGAAUCAGAAGUGGACAUAUGCAAAUGAACGUAACAAAAUGCUACAUAUUAUUAAAACUUGUUAAUAAUAAAUAAUAACGUGUGGUGUAGGUGUGUGUAAAGUGCCAAGUGGAUUAAUUAUAUCUCUUGAAUAUACGUACAACAGACAGGAGAACGGCUGAAGGUGAACAUGAUGCCGCAACAACAGGACACAAUAAUGGUAGCAAAUCCUCAGAACUGCGUGGCGCGCGCCUUGUACGAUAACAUUGCAGAGUCACCGGAUGAGCUGGCUUUCAGGAAGGGAGAUGUUCUCACAGUGCUGGAGCAGAACACGGGUGGCAUAGAGGGAUGGUGGCUGUGCUCCCUGCGGGGGAGACAGGGUAUCUGCCCUGGGAACAGACUGCGCCUCCUGGCAGGAGUAUACGACACGGGGCAACUUCUGGCCGACAGCCCAGAGCUUUUGGAGCUAAACACUUUGCAGCGGCAGGGGAAACGGCGCAGCUGGCAUGUCCAGCCUAACAAGGUUCUAACACCUCAGAAAUUUGGUGAUGUAUACUUAUAUGAUUUACCACCAAACAGGAAUAUUUCAAAUCAAGGCAGAUAUGAUGUGCCACCUACAGCACACAUAUCUGUAGUUGAUGGAAAUCAAGGUCGAUACUCAGUCCCUCCAUCACGUUCGUCUGGGUCUAGUGAUCCUCCAAUAGACACCAGUGGAGGAAGUGAAUCAUAUGACAUUCCUCCUCGAGCCAAUCCGGUAGCUGCCAACUAUGACACACCAAGAUCAUGCUGGCGCACUUCUCCUGCCCCGCCUGGCUGUCGGGACUCGAUUGACAGUUAUGAUGUCCCACGGCCAUUGGGCACUGCACUAGCCGGUGGGAAUGUGUUGCUGCUACAGCAGCAGCAGCAGCAGCAGCAGCAGCUAACCCCAAGCAGCUCUGCCAGUUCACUCACCGCAGACUCCGUGUCCAGUUCCAAUAGGUCCAGUCUUGCGCUUGCACCAGAGUAUGAUGUACCACGGCCUACAAGAGGUGGACCCCAACUACAGCUUCAGCAGCUACAGCAGCAGUUGUAUGAUGUGCCAGCAUCAAACCCCACUCCACGUGAACUUCCACUGGAACUUAAUUCAGCCCUUGAUUCUUUGGCUCGGCUCCAAAGCGAAGCCACUGCUGCUAUCUCCAGGCUGCUAGCUUAUGCAGGACCUCAGUGGCGCUGUAAGGAAAGACUUGAACCAAAAUUAAUGGACAUCAAAUUGGCUGUGGUAAGGCUUCGUACCUCUUUGCAUGACCUUGCUGAAUUUGGAGAAGGAUCACUAGGAAAUGCAGCAAAGGCUCCAGACAAAGGGCUAGCAGUCAAGUUACGGCCUUUAAUAAAGGCGCUAAGAGAUGCAGAUAGGCUUGUUCAGGAGGCAGCUGCAACACUAGAUAGCUUGGAGUGGUCAGUUGAUACUCUGUCUCAUCCAGAUGAUGAGCAAGCAGAAGGGAAACAAAUGACACCCCAACCACCUGAUGCUCUUGAUCAACUUGUUGCAUGUGCAAGGGCACUAACAGAAGACGUACGGCAAACAGCAUCUUUCAUCCAAGGCAACUCUACACUUCUCUUCAAACGGGCUUCUACGCCUCCUGGAAACAACGGUGAAUGGCUUGAGGACUAUGAUUAUGUCAAUCUGGAAUCCAGAGAAAGCGUGGCACAGCAGCAUGCAGAGAUUCGUGAUGCUCUUCCUGCAGAACUUCGAAAAUCCUAUGAUGUACUGGUGAAAGAGGCAGAAUCAGCAGCUGUUAUAAGUGAACCUAAAGCAGCAUCAGGUGAUGAACUCGAUCCAAAUGAUCGCCAGGUCUUGACUUUCUAUGCUGCACAAACAGUAACUUACACCACACACUUAACACAUGCUAUUGAUGCAUUCCUUCAAACUGUUGAACACAAUCAGCCUCCUAAAGUAUUCCUUGCACACAGUAAGUUUGUAGUUUUGAGUGCACACAGACUAGUCCACAUUGGUGACACAGUGCACCGUAAUGUCAUGCGGCCUGAAGUAAGGGCGAGAGUACUACAGUGUGCCAAUGCCUUGUCAGAGGCUCUGGCAGCUACAGUACACAAGACCAAGAAAGCAGCACUUCAGUUUCCGAGUGUUACUGCCGUACAGGAAAUGGUGGACUCUGUUGUAGACAUUUCUCAUCUUGCGAGAGACCUAAAGCUGAGUAUGGUUCAAGCUGCGCAGCAGCCCAGUGUUGUGCAGUAGAAAACAGCAGAGCAUGUGUGUGUGUAUGUGUCUACUUAACAUCGAUUUUAAUGCCUAACUAGUAUAGAAAACCUGUACAUUCCACAAGAAACUGCCAUAUUUAGUGAAACUAAAAGCUAACACAUUGCCAUGAAAAAUGAGUAGUGCAUUUUGCAUAUGAUGUGAUGCCAGUCUUUUGUGUAACUGAGAAGAAAGCGCUUGCUUUCCAGCUCAGUAUUCAAAUGAUUGAUUCACUAUAGACCUACAUAAAGGUACAUAGUACUUUUAUUGAUUCAUGUGCAUGCUCUUUGUUAUGAUCAAAACAUGCAGAUAUGGAAAACAAUCUUGCAGACAGUUUCCUUUCUUGCUUCUGUUCAUAUUGAUUUUAUAAUACCUUUGCUGAUGUUAAGACAUUCACUCUGAAACUCAAUGUCAGUUGACAUUACGGGAGGCUUUAAUCUGUCAGCUUCAACAGAAGUUGAUUUAGCACACUUCUCUUUAUAGCUUGUAUUAAAUUGUGAUGGGUUACAUCAUCAAUGAAUAUAGGUUGCUUGACGUAUGAGAGCUCGUGUGUGAAACAUGGCAAUUGUAUGAUGCAACAGCUGAUCCCUAGCACACAGUACUACUACCUUUGUGAUUUGUGAGUUCUAACAAAGUGCAGUCAUGGCAGCAGAAAGAUUUUAGGAACACUUAAGAAAAGAAAAAAUUGUGGAAAUUGGAAAUGACUGUGAUUCUGAUAAUGGUUUUGAACUUAAAUUAGGGCUAAUCAUAAGAGGACAAUGAAGAAAUUCCAGAAUUAUCAGAUUAUUCAAGUCAGUCAGGAUAUUUUUUUAAAAGAGAUUAGAUCAAUAUUUCACCUUUUAUCACCAAUUCUCUAAAGGUUUGGCCACACAGAGCGCUAGGUACGCAAUGCACGCUAUGUACACUAUGUUCACUAUACGAACAGAAAAAUAUCUCCCUUUAUUGCCAAUGUGACUGGCCACACAGACUUCUGUAUGCUAUGUUCCCUAUGUUAGCUGCGUUGCAGAGUGUACACAACGUACGUAGCAAACAUAGUGUAGCACUCUGUGUGGCCAAACCUUA